AUGUUAACAUCGACAUUUUUAAUUGACCCACUCAGUAACGUGGCUUGUUUAACACUUUUUUCAGUUCAAAUAAAUUUUCAGGAUUAACAAACGCUUAGAAAAUUGUCCUCCUAUUUCCAGUUGGGAAUUGUCCAAUAUUAAUAUUGCAAAUUGGACAAUAUAGGAGAUAUCUCCCACUUUUGAGAAAAAUUUCCUCCGUGUUUGGGAGAGUUUUUGGAAGAGGCACAAAAACCUUAGAAGUUCUCUGCAAAAUAUUUUUGUUUUUCUCCAAUAUUUCUCCAGAAUCUCAUAACACUUUGGUGAUUUCCCUCAGUUCUGGGAACACUUUGAAGUUUUGUGCCACUUCUUUAACGUUUUUAAUUCCUGCUUUCCUAAAAUUGACUCAAAAUGAAUAGAAGUUCCCCUAAAAUCGGGUUAUUAGGUAAUUGUCAUUUUUCGUUGUAGCUUCACUUAAACUUAAAAUAUCUUAUGCAGCUACGAUUUAUGUACUCCAAAUCUACCUUAAAUACUUCAGAAUUUAACUUUUCCCCACAACAAAACGGACGUUAGUGAGAAUGGUAAUUUGUUCACAGCAUCAAAUUUAUUUCGGUCAUUAUUAUUUAAGUGAAAUUACAUGAACAUCAAAAUUUCAUUGACAGUGAUAAUAAACAAACAGUUAUGGAAACGUUUAAUCUCGAUUUCCUAGUUGUCAUAGAUUAUAAAAUGAGACCACGUUUAAAGUGAUAUUGCAUAAAAUAACGCGUUGGGUACAAACACAAUAAAGUAAAAGUUGUAAGUCGACAUUAUCACUCUGUUCUUUCUUCUUUUAUAACCCCUAUUCGGUUUGUCCCUCAUAUCAAGUAUGAAGCUUUGUAUUAUGCUGUCUAGAAGUUUUCUCAAGUCUUUUUCAUUUGACGGUGCGUCUGUAAAUUUUGGUGUUAGAGCAUCUGAGAUGGACUGAAUGAAGCAGUGCAUUAAUACUUCCUAUGCCUUUAGAGAAUCGAAGUUUUUUGAGACCUCUUUUAUUCACUGUUUCCACAAAAGUUAAUGGAUAACUAUGGGCUAAAAAUGUAUGCCAAAACAUAUCUUUAAGAUUUUUUUGAGUUGCGAUCAAUUAAGUUGCCCACUUUUGUCAUGGAAAUGUCAAUCAAUCAUCUAAUAAACAGAUCUUAUAGAUCUAUCCCUGAUAUCCCCUUGUAGAAGACAUGCCUCCAGGGUAUCUAACUCUUCCUAACGAGACUCUGACAGGUUGAAGGCACCGUUUAGCGUUGGUUGAAAUGUAAUGUUGUUAAAGACCGUCAUUAGCCGUUUAGGGUCAGCAUACAGGUCGGACAUAGUUGCAACAAGCUUUUUUAAUGUAACAUAUAUUUUUGACAAGCCAUCAAAGUUUAGGUGACUGCUAACAUGACUUACUCUGGUUUUUGACUCUAUGUGAGUGUUGAUGCAGAGGUCGGUUUUUGUACUUUAUACUAGUUGAACUUGUAUAUAUAUAAUGAAAAAGCGCUUACUUAACUAAUGGAGAAAAAGGCGUUUCCGUUAACUGAAACUUAGAAUACUUGACGUUGCUGCAUCCAGCCUGCAUUUCAGGCACAUACAAAUCAUGCAAAUUGGUAAAAGUAGUUGUAUUCUUUAUUUCAUUGUUUCCCUACUAGUUAUGCAUAGGCCUAAUGUGCUUGUCUUCUACGUUUCACAAUACUGAACGGCACCGUAUUUUCAUCCAUGUUUCCUGAUGUAUUUGCACCAGUGACACCGCUGAAUGAAGACACGAAGUCCUUAGCAGCAUCAAAACCGUUUACCGUUAAUUUAACGACUGUUGUUGGUACUUACCAGUGUAAUGUAGCGCUUUGCAUUUUACAGUGGACGAGCCGUCAGUUACACUGACCUCGUUCAGUAAUUCAGCGUCACUGACGUAUUCAAAAUGCGUCCAAUAAUUAUAGUUCAGAAUUCAUGCAUUAGCUACUACACGAAGUCAUUUCUUUUGCACAUCCUUAGUGAUAGCGAAUUUCUUAGUUUGAUGCUGAAAAGAAGUGAGAAUACUGGACUUCAACUAAAAAGCGACAAUUCACUGCCACAAAUUUAAGGCUUUACUACAGAAUUGUGGGAAGUAUCGGAUUUAUCACUUUGUAAUUAGUAUGACAAUUAUGGUGUUAUUAUAAAGUAACCAGGUAUUUUGUGAAAAGCUAAGUCUAAUCCAUAAAAUUUAUUGUGUAGUCAUAUAAAUUGCUGCGAUAGAGCACGAAAAGCUCUUUAUCCUUCGCCUAAGCGUAAGAAAUUUUAAUUCGUUCGUCAUACAUUUCGCAUAUUUUCAUAUGUUAUUAAGAAGAAAGAUAGAUUGAGGAAGCUAUUGUUAUAAUCUUACUCUCUGGCAAAUAUGAUAGGAUAGUAUAAACUGGCAGUCCAUAUUUAAUAAAAUUAUUUAGUAAUAUAGGUUGUGUGUUUUGCCCAUGUAAGCUUUAUAACAUUCGAAGUAUGUGACUAAAUGCAAAAAGAUGUUGAAUAGCUAUAUGAACUGUCUUUUCUUUAUCAGGGCACCCAUAUGACUUAUCUGUUUUCCUGUAGUCAUCAAUCUCCAAUUAUCUGUCUCUCAAAGCAUGUCUCAACGGCUAACCUUGAGUAAAGCUAUAAGACUGAAUGGGGUUUGAAUUUUAUUGCCGAAUAAAUGCUUAUUUCAUCUGUUAUUAGUACAUUGAAGUAAAUGAUGAUCAGAGAAAUCAUAGUAGUCUAUAGUUAGAUAUGUUUGGUGAUCUGGUUCAAAGUCAGAGACAUUCUCUAAACUUUAAGCUUUGUUUCAUUUAUUUAUCUUUAAUUACAUUGCAUGUGAUUUAAGAAACAAUAGUGUGAAUAUAAUUAUUUUGUCCCCUACCAUCUAACUUUUGUUAGAUUUGUUCUUGUGUCGAUAUAAAGUGAGGAAACUAGAACUAAUAUACAGUUAUUUCGAACCGUACUUUGAUUUUAACAACUGAGUGACUGAAUGAAUAAUAACAUUUCUUAGGUAAUUACCAUAAUAAAUUUUCAACCGAGUAAACUUCACCCCAUUGCACACGCAGGUGGCUAUCAGGACUCGGUAGCUAAGUGGAUAACGCGAUGGCGUUUGAGGCGAACGGUAAUGGAUUUGAAUUCUGGGGUGAACAUCAACUCUGGGAUGCAAGCACAUCCAGCUGGCGAGUCCCAAUUGGGGCGAAACGCACGUCCUGGAUUCCACUGCUAGCUACUAUCCAUCUUCGCUUAAAAAAUCUUGUGACUUAAGGCAACAUCAAGGCAAUCCUCACGGAAUGCACGUAUGCCAACAUGAGAGUGAUCAGUUGCAGUCCUAAAUAACAAAGGGAAGAUUCAAGUAAAACAACAUCAAGUGAAUUCAAGCAACGAAAUGUUUCGUUUAUAACAUAGACAUUCGGUAAAUCUAUUCAUUAUAUUUAAAUGAACUGUUUUAAUGGAAUUUUUUAAAUAAUUCCUAGAAAUGACAGAAGCUAAGAAACAAAUUGAUUUAAUAACUGAAAAAUUAGAUCAAAAUUCAUCACAAAUCAAACGGUUUAUUAACUUUGUUAAUAGUCAUAAAAAACCGACAAGUGAACAACAAGAGAAUUUCAAUACAAAAGCAGUACAGUUCUUGGAGGAAUUAAAUAAAUAUGCUGAUACAAUAAAACAAAUUAAACAGGACAAAAAUCCAGAAAAUCAACUACCGAAAUUGGAAUCAAUGAAGAAUCAACUUUUGACAAGAAUAUCUACUUUAACAGAUAAAUUGAACAAAUUAGACAAAAAAUUAGGGACAAUUAAUGUUAGUUUAUUGUCAGGGAAUGAGAAUAUUUCAGAUCAGGAAGCGAAAUCUCAGGAUCCAGAGUCCAAAAUGUCAACUACCAUUCAUAAAAAAAGUACAAAAUUAAAUGUACAAGACGAAGAAGAAGAGGAGGAGGAAGGAGAAAAAGAGGAACAAGUUAAUAAAAAGAAUAAACAUAGAAAAACAAAGAAUGAUUCAAAGUCAAUCAAACUUAAAAUCUCCAAAGAGAGAAAUGUGAAAGAAUCUAAAGAUAAAACUCCUACUCCUACUACUACAGUUAUUGCACAAAUACAUGCUACUGAUAAUCAUGAUGAAAUACACAAUAAUGAUGAUAAGCAUAACUUGGAUCCAGAUAAAAUAUUGAAAAAGGUAAAAUCUUCAAAACGAUUAAAGACAUCCAGUAAAAAAUUGAAAACAUCUGAAGAUGAAAAUGAAAUAUCUACAAAGAAAAAAAAGAAAUCAGGAAAAAAGUUGAAAGAUAAGAAUAAAAAUAAAACUAAUAAAUUAAAUGAUGAUGGUGAUGAUCAUGAUGUUGAUGAUGAUGAUAACGAUGACGGCGAUGAUGACGAUAACUUACCUUCAAAUAUAAAAACAACUUUAAAAUUACAAGAUAAUCAAAAACUUACUGAACUAUCUGAAAUAGAAACAGACGACAUAAAAGAAACAGAAUUAGAAAAUGAAGCAACAGAAAUAGAAGAUAACAUCAAUCAAGUUCAACCAUUUCAAACAGAGAAAACAAAUAUGAAAAAAGAAAAAAAAGAAGAGAAAAAUGAAAUAAUAAAACAAAUCACUUCACAAAAUGUUUUACAAGUUCAUAAUGAGAUUUUAAAAAAUUCACCGGUAGAUAUCAUUUCAGAACCGGUAGAAUCAAGAAAAUGUGAAAAUAUUGAUUUGUUUUAUCAAACCAUACGUCAAUGGAUUGGUGAUGAUGAAGAUGAUUUAUCAUUUAUAUCUGGUGAAACUUUGAAAAUUUUAGAAAAAGAUGAUGAUGGUUGGUGGCUUGGUGAAAAUAUUCAAGGUAAACAAGGUUUAGUUCCAAUGAAUUUUUUGAAGAAAAUAGUAAUGGUUGAAUCGGAAUGGGAAAAUUUAAAACUGGAUUAUAUAAAACAAAAAAAUAUUGUGAAUAAUGACAAUAUUCAAGUAGAAGAUAGUCCACAAACAUACAGUGAAGAUGGUGAUGAUGAUGAAGACGCUGACGAGUUGUUGGAGGAAGAGGAAAAACAGACGAAUGCGGUUAGUUCACAAGAAGUAAAUAAGGAAAACACUGAAGUUAAAUCUAAUGAAAUUAAGAAAACAAAUACUGUUGUGAAUCAGAUCCCUGAUUAUACUGAAGAUAGUGUAGAGUAUAGUGAACAAACAUGGGAAAAUGAUGAGAAAGAAGGUGAAGGCGAUGAGACGAGUGAAAACUUUGAGAUUGAGGAAGAAGAAAGUGAAGAUGAAGACAAUAACGUUGAAGAAAAUAAUGUUGAGAUUAUUGAAGAAGGAAAAGUUGGUAUAACGCAGAGUAGUAAAUUGAUGCAUUCUAGUAAAAGUCUUACGUCGACCCCUUUUGUAGAUACAGAUAAACGGUCCUUCAAAGACGAUCAAGAUUUUGCAGGAUGGUAUAUAAAAAAUAAUGAAAAAGCUCUUGAAGCUUAUCAACCUCUACCAAGCAGUGUUCGUUUAAGCUUUCUUUCAUUACCAGGAUUAGCAUCAUAUAACUAUCAAAAAUUUUUAUCACCAAAACUUGGAAACUCUCACUUAAUUUUUACAGAUAUACUUUUAGACACUGAUAGUAAAAAGAUAACACGACGUCAGCCACGUUGGCAAAAGAUUAUAACAAUUCAAAAAAUUACACAAUUAUCCAUUUUGGAAGAGUCAAAUUUAUCUAUAUUAAACUGCUUAGUACGUUUGUGUUUAUUUGAUGGUAUAAUGCCUAUCAGUAAUAUUUGUUAUCUACCUAUAACACCGACAGAUCGUGAAAAGAAAACAUGGAUAGUUACUCCACAUAAUAUAAAAAAGUCGGAAAAAUCUUAUGAAUUAUCCUCCGAUUUAUUUAUACGUUAUAAUGAUCAAAAUAUGAAUAUUUGUAUAUUGAUGGAAAUUCAAAUUAUUAUUAGUAAACAGAAUUCUAACCAACCAAUUGAACUAAGUCUUGGUUGGGUCACUAUCCCAUUAUAUGAUGAAAACGGUCAAAUCAUACCAAAUAAAACUUGUGACUACCAAUUGCAGGAUAGUUUACCUUUUGAAAAUGGAAAGGGGAAUAAGACAUCAGUUAAAGAUGUGAGUUUAAAGAGUCGUAUGCAAAAUUUACUUUUUAAUAAAACAACUCAAGUAACAAUUCGAUUUAGUCAACCGAAUAAAGAACAACAAGAUAAAUUAAACUCUUUACCUGACAUUCUAAUUGGUCUAGUUGGUUAUGCACCAUUUCUCAGUUAUCAUCGUGAUUUCUUAGCUAAUAUAUUCCCUGGUUUUGGAAGAACCGAUGAUAAAGAUCAAUUAAUUUUACGUUAUGUUCAACCAGAAGUUGCAUUAUUUCCUAUUGUUGCAGAUUGUCCAUUACUUAUUGAAUGUCUACGUGUUUCGUGGCAAGAUCGUCUGAAAGAAAUUCCAGGCAAUAGUAAGAAAGAUUCUGAAUAUUUGAAGAAAUUAUAUUCAGAUCAUUUUAGAAGAGUAAUUUAUCCUCUUCUAUGGUUACAGGAUAUUGAAUUCCCCUGUAUUAUGAGUUCACAACAGUUUGAGAAUGAAUCCGCGAAAGUACUCAAUCUUACUGAACAAAUUCGGCAAAAUUUUAUGAAAUUCAUUACAUCAAAUCAGUAUACAUUCAAAUUGUUUACAUCGAAAGAAUUCAAUUGUCCUAUACAAUUUACAAAUUAAUAUCAACAUUUAAAUGUAUAUAAUAAAAUACACUUGGUGAAUAAUUGUAAUUUUAUGUGAUUUUUUUAAAAUGAAUUAUAUUAGUAA
Molecule: messenger RNA, 6697 nt
Organism: Schistosoma curassoni
Lineage: Eukaryota; Metazoa; Platyhelminthes; Trematoda; Strigeidida; Schistosomatidae
Source: the annotation of a GenBank genome assembly